AUGGCCUCCCAAGGAGGCCUCACGCGAAGGCGUGGUGCUGGAGGGGCCACGUCGCCCAACGGAGAAGACGAGUCCUCCAGCCGGGUAACAUCCCCUGUCCCCAAACCAUACAACGAUCGAUCCCCCGAAACCGCCUACGAAUCCAGCGAGAAUGGCCACCGGAUCGCCUAUGACCCCCGAGACAUCAGCGAGAGCGCAGAACGGAGUAAACAACCCAAGCUGACCUUGAUGGAAGAGGUUCUGCUCCUGGGGCUGAAGGAUAAGCAGGGGUACUUGUCGUUCUGGAACGAUAACAUCUCGUAUGCCUUGCGAGGCUGCAUAGUCAUCGAGCUGGCAUUUCGAGGUAGAAUCAGCAUGCAGAAAGAUUCCUCGAGGAGACGGUUCCCACUUUCGGACAGAAUCAUCGAAGUCAUAGACGACACCCUGACAGGAGAAGUCCUGUGUGACGAAGCUCUGAAAAUGAUGAAGACGAGUGAGAAGAUGAGUGUCAGUUCCUGGAUCGAUCUCAUGAGCGGUGAGACGUGGAAUCUGAUGAAAAUUGGCUACCAAUUAAAGCAAGUCCGCGAGCGACUGGCCAAGGGCCUUGUGGACAAAGGCAUCCUGCGUACCGAAAAACGAAACUUCCUCCUCUUCGACAUGGCCACCCACCCCGUAGUCGACUCCGCAGCCAAAGAUGAAAUCCGCAAGCGUGUACGCAACGUCUGUACUAGCCGCACCGUCGUACUGCCUCCGUCGCAGUUCCUCCCCGCCGAGCUCGAUUUCCGCAUGCUGAGAACGGUGAGCAUGGUCUGUGCCGCGUAUGCAGCCAACGUGCUUGAAAAUGCUCUGGUGACAUUGGGUCAUGAGGCGAGAGAGAGAGCGUUUGCCCAAGUGGACGAACUAUUGGCAGAGUAUUCACAGUGGCCCUUUGCAAAGAGGACCGGUGGACAACAGGGAAUUGGAGCAAAUAUUGGCCAGGUGAUUGCAGACGAGGUCGAGAAGAACAAGGACAAGGAAUUACAGCUUGAGGCCCAAUCUACCGCUUCCCGAACUUGGACUAUUGACUCUAAUACCAGUACGAUCAGAGAUAAUCGCGAGCGGGCGCUCAUACCAGCGACAAAUACUGCCGGGUCUCGGUCUCGAAGAGAGACUUCACGCUACGACGAUCGCGACGGGUCCCACGUCGCACACGAGCGCGGUGACUACGGCUCUUCUCUGUCUCGAUCUCGCACUUUGUCGACGACUACCCGCUCACGCGGGGACGGACGACGUGACAAUCGUGACGGAGACAGCAGCGUCGUUGAGUUGUCCGACCUGUUUGGGAGCAUGAGCAUGGCAAACACGUCUUCGUCCCGCCGAAGCUACCGUGGUGAUUCAGGCCAAGACGACACGCCGGCGUUGAGUCUCAUCACUCUUUUUACCUGCACCCGCCACAGCGUCGCACAGUGCCCCAAUACUGUCGGGGCCGAGGCAAGACGCCGGGCGGCGACCGACGACCGUCGCCCAUCGAGGCCCGCCAGGCACGAGAUCCCCUUCCGCCGGCUCCUCGCACACCAUGACGUGAAGCGCCGCGAUGUCAAGAUGACCUACCACGAGCAGGACCACGAGAUCGACCUCGAACUCCCCGACUGGUUCCUGAUCCGUGUUCCCCCAGGGAACCUCGUGUGUAGGGACGAUGGGUGGGUGUGGUCGGUCUGCGACGCUUGCUUGGCCAACGAGGGGGGAUGGCGCAAGUAUAGCCACCUAGAACGAUAG
Fonsecaea monophora is the source of this 1734-nucleotide messenger RNA. RefSeq lists its product as hypothetical. Gene Ontology annotation, molecular function: phosphatidylinositol-4-phosphate binding. The record is from RefSeq and is a predicted model, not a curated record. The transcript has 4 exons. Bases 1 to 1734 code for a protein of 577 amino acids. Gene Ontology annotation, biological process: Golgi to plasma membrane protein transport; Golgi organization; retrograde vesicle-mediated transport, Golgi to endoplasmic reticulum. Lineage: Eukaryota; Fungi; Ascomycota; Eurotiomycetes; Chaetothyriales; Herpotrichiellaceae. Gene Ontology annotation, cellular component: Golgi cisterna; trans-Golgi network; cytosol.